This is a messenger RNA of Lathyrus oleraceus (garden pea), 2826 nucleotides long. Its product is annotated as transport inhibitor response 1-like protein. Gene Ontology annotation, biological process: SCF-dependent proteasomal ubiquitin-dependent protein catabolic process. Gene Ontology annotation, cellular component: SCF ubiquitin ligase complex. The transcript has 3 exons. Bases 239 to 2092 code for a protein of 617 amino acids. Lineage: Eukaryota; Viridiplantae; Streptophyta; Magnoliopsida; Fabales; Fabaceae. Gene Ontology annotation, molecular function: protein binding. The record is from RefSeq and is a predicted model, not a curated record.
ACUCAUAUACUCUCUCUCACUUCACUCCAUCUUCUUCCAUCUCAUAUCAUCUUCCACACUUUCUCUCUCUAUCUUCAUUCCAUCUCUCUCUCACUCCCAUUUCCCCUCUAUACAAAUGAACUCAACUUUCCCUAAAAACUCAUAAACAAAUCAAAUAUUCCAUCACUCUGUACCAGAUCAACAACAACAGAAAAAAACACCAACCUCAACUAAAUCGAAAAAAGAAAAAAACAAAACAAUGAGAGAAAACCAUCCUCCAACAACAACACCAGAUCUACUAGCAAGAGGCGAGAUCGCCGAAUCAUCCACCUCAAAAAACCGAACCGGUUCAUCCGAACCAUUCCCCGGUUCAUCUCUUACCGAAAACCCAUCCCCCUUCCCAGACCAAGUCCUCGAGAACGUUCUAGAAAACGUCCUCCACUUCCUCUCCUCCCGCAAAGACCGCAACGCCGCCUCAUUGGUCUGCCGUUCCUGGUACCGUGCGGAAGCCCUCACUCGAUCCGACCUCUUCAUCGGUAACUGCUACGCACUCUCCCCACGGCGAGCCACCGCGCGUUUCAGCCACAUCAAGUCGGUUACCGUCAAGGGAAAACCUAGGUUUGCGGAUUUCGAUCUGAUGCCGGUUGAUUGGGGGGCCCACUUCACUCCUUGGGUUACUUCACUUGCUCAGGCUUACCCUUGGCUUGAAAAGCUUCACCUUAAACGUAUGUCUGUUACCGAUAAAGAUCUCGGCCUCAUCGCCGAUUCGUUCGUCGGUUUUCGUGAGCUUUUACUUGCUUGCUGUGAAGGGUUUGGUACCCCUGGUCUUGCUGUUAUUGCUUCUAAGUGCAGAUUGCUGAGGGUGCUGGAACUGGUGGAAUCUGUGAUUGAGGUUGAGGAUGAUGAAGAGGUGGAUUGGGUAUCUUGUUUUCCGACUGAGGGACAAACUCAUUUGGAGUCUCUUGCCUUUGAUUGUGUUGAGUGCCCUGUGAAUUUCGAGGCAUUGGAAGGGCUGGUGGCUAGAUCGCCUGGUUUGAAGAAGCUUAGAUUGAACCGAUCUGUUUCGAUGGUUCAGCUUCAUCGGCUCAUGCUUCGUGCUCCUCAGCUCACACAUCUUGGAACGGGUUCGUUCAGUGCUAAUGAGAAUGUUGAUCAAGAGCCUGAUUAUGCAUCUGCUUUUGCAGCUUGCAGAUCGUUGGUUUGUUUGUCUGGAUUUAGGGAGAUUUGGCCGGAUUACCUUCCUGCUAUUUAUCCAGUUUGCUCAAACCUCACUUCGUUGAAUUUUAGUUAUGCUGAUGUUAAUGCGGAACAGCUCAAGUCUGUUAUAUGCCACUGUCAUAAGUUGCAGAUAUUGUGGGUCCUUGAUUCAAUAGGCGAUGAAGGCCUUCAGUCAGUGGCUGCAACUUGCAAUGACUUGCGCGAGCUUCGAGUUUUUCCUGUGGAUGCGAGGGAGGAAACUGAAGGUCCUGUUUCUCAGGUUGGUUUUGAAGCCAUUUCACAGGGUUGUAGAAAAUUAGAAUCGAUUUUGUUUUUCUGCCAGACAAUGACGAACGCAGCUGUGGUUGCAAUGUCGAAGAACUGUCCCGAUCUUGUGGUGUUUCGUCUCUGUAUAAUUGGGGUGUAUCGUCCCGAUGCUGUGACACAAGAACCCAUGGAUGAGGGUUUUGGUGCUAUUGUUAUGAACUGCAAGAAGCUCACCCGACUUGCUGUAUCUGGUCUGCUGACUGAUCGAGCUUUCGAAUACAUCGGAAGAUAUGGGAAAUUGAUUAGGACACUAUCAGUUGCCUUUGCCGGAGACACUGACACAGGCCUUAGGUAUGUACUCGAAGGGUGCCCUAAUUUGCAGAAACUUGAAAUCAGGGACAGUCCCUUCGGGGACGGAGCUUUGCGAUCCGGUUUGCAUCAUUACUAUAACAUGAGAUUCCUUUGGAUGUCGUCCUGUAAAUUGACACGUCAAGCUUGCCAAGAAGUUGCACGAGCAUUGCCUCACAUGGUUUUGGAAGUUAUCAACAAUGGCGAAAAUGCAGUUGAGGAGAUUGGAAUACUGUACAUGUAUCGGUCUCUUGAUGGGCCGCGAGAUGAUGCUCCAGAACAUGUUACCAUUCUGCAGUAGAUAUUUCAAUUCAAAUUGAUUUCGGCGAAGAGGGGAUUAUUUAUAUACUACUGUUCUUCACGCGGCUGCUGUGAUGGAAAGCCGCAAAGAUGCUGUUCUUUUGAUGGAAGCCGAGAUUUCUUCAUCUUUCUUUGUUUAUGUUUUAAGAGGACUCGAGGUUAUGAGAUGGGAAUAGAAUGUUGUGAGGGAGAGGAGGGGAGAGAAUGAUGCAGAAGAUGGAGUUCUACAGUUAUUGUUUUUCGUUUCUAUUCAAUUUAUCGUAGGGGGAAAGACGUCAAGGACAAGAGGAAGUGGAGAUUGCCGAAGCUACUAUGAGGAUUGGUUAGUAAUUGUUAUUUCAUUUCCAUGGUCUCAAAAAGGAGGUACGUUGGGAGAAGAUUCAGAGGGAUCACAAAACAGAAGGCAUGAAGAGGUGAUGUUCCCUAACUUUUCCACUAUACCAUAAUAGUAGAGAAGCAAAAUCUAUUCAAUUUGUAAUGAACAAUUAGUCUUUAUUUGGAUUCAAAUGAUAGUUAGUUUUUAAGUUGUAGGUGGAAAGAGUCCAAUCAAUCCUCAGACUGAUACAAACUUAGCUGUCUCCUUAAUUUCAAUGUUUUUAUUUGUUUUCAUUUUCAGAUGUGUUGUUGUAUCAUCUGAUUUUAGAAUUUAUUGUUGUUGUUAACAAAUUGUGAGAUGGUUAAUAAAUGCUAGAAUAUGCAUGGACCAUGUAGUGUCUAUGUCCUUCGUUUUCUGAA